Messenger RNA from Naegleria lovaniensis, 2859 nucleotides. RefSeq lists its product as uncharacterized. Gene Ontology annotation, biological process: thymine catabolic process; L-valine catabolic process; protein phosphorylation. The record is from RefSeq and is a predicted model, not a curated record. Gene Ontology annotation, cellular component: mitochondrion. Lineage: Eukaryota; Heterolobosea; Eutetramitea; Acrasida; Naegleriidae. The transcript is spliced from 5 exons. Gene Ontology annotation, molecular function: protein kinase activity; malonate-semialdehyde dehydrogenase (acetylating, [NAD(P)+]) activity; ATP binding. Bases 1 to 2859 code for a protein of 952 amino acids.
AUGUACAAGAAGAUCAAUACUCCGCUCCUCAUCCAGAAGGUCGCUUCCGUCUCUCAAAAGAGAGCCUUCUCCACCAAGUUGAGCACACAAUCUGUCCAAAAGGUUCCAAUGAUCAUCAAUGGUGAACGCCGUAUCUCCAAGAGCAAUGAAUGGAUUGAAAUUCAUAACCCUGCUACCAACGAAGUGAUCGCAAUGGUUCCGCAAUCCACUGAUGCUGAGAUGGCUGAGGCUGUUCAAAACUCAAAGGAUGCUUUCAAGGAAUGGAGAGAAUGGAGCGUUUCUAGACGUGUCCGUGUCUUGUAUAAACUCAGACAAAUGUUAGAAGAUCAAACUCCAGAACUUGCCAAGUUGGUUACCCAAGAACAAGGUAAAACACUCAAAGAUGCCGAAGGAGAUGUUUUCCGUGGUAUUGAAGUCGUUGAGCAUGCUUGCAAUAUGGCUGUUCUCCAAAUGGGUGAUACCACUGAGAAUAUUGCAAAACAUAUUGAUAUUUACAGCUACAAACAACCAUUGGGCGUUACUGCUGGUAUUUGUCCAUUCAACUUUCCAGCUAUGAUUCCAUUGUGGAUGUUCCCAAUGGCUGUUGCAACUGGUAACACCAUGGUUUUGAAGCCAUCCGAACGUGAUCCAAGUGCCGGUGUCAGAAUUGUCGAAAUGGCCCUCGAAGCUGGUUUGCCAAAGGGUGUCGUCAACGUUAUUCACGGCAAGAAGCCAACUGUGGACUUUAUUUGCAGAAAUCCAGAUAUCAAGGCCAUCUCAUUUGUCGGUGGUAACACUGCUGGUGAAUACAUCUUUGCUGAAGGUACCAAGCACGGAAAGCGUGUUCAAGCAAACUUGGGUGCCAAGAAUCAUGCUGUUGUGUUACCAGAUGCUAGAAAGGAAGAUACCAUCAAUGCUUUGUGCGGUGCUGCCUUUGGUGCUGCUGGCCAACGAUGUAUGGCUUUGACCACUGCCAUUUUGGUUGGUGACGCCAAGGAUUGGGUUCCAGAAAUUGUUGCCAAGGCUAAAGGCUACAAGGUCAAUGUUGGUACUGAUCCAGCUGCUGAUCUUGGUCCAUUGAUUUCACCUCAAUCCAAGACUCGUGUAGAAAGUUUGAUUGCCUCUGCUGAACAAGAAGGUGCCAAGGUUGUUUUGGAUGGACGUGGAAUUGUUGUGAAGGGUUAUGAACGUGGAAACUUUGUUGGCCCAACCAUUGUGACUGAUGUUAAGGCAAACAUGAAGUGCUAUACUGAGGAAAUCUUUGGUCCUGUCAUGCUCAUCAUGUUCGCUAAGGAUUUGGAUGAAGCCAUCAAGAUUAUUAACACCAACCCAUACGGAAACGGAACUGCCAUCUUUACUAGAUCUGGUCCAGCUGCUCGUAAAUUCCAAUAUGAGGUUGAUGCUGGUCAAGUUGGUAUCAAUUUGCCAAUUCCUGUUCCACCUCCAUUCUUCUCAUUCACUGGUUCACGUGCUUCCAUCAGAGGAGACUUGAACUUUUAUGGUAAGGCUGCUGUUCAAUUCUACACUCAAACAAAGACUAUCAUGUCCAACUGGCGUGAAGAUGAAUCAGGAAUGUCAUUCGGUACUGUCAUGCCAACCUACAAGAAAGUUACAAGUCCUCCAGUUCCAACAGAGAAAUCUCAAGAAAGCCAUCAAUCCACUGAGGAGAAUUCUGUUACUACGGAACCAUUUCAACGUCCUGUAGUAGUGGUGGAAGAUGCUUGUAACGCAACAACUUUGGAUCUAAAUGAACAGUCUUGUCAACCUUAUUCAACAUCCACCACUGCUGCAUCCACUGUUCCCCUACGAGUUGUGAUUAAACUCGAAGAUCAGGCAAGAUCGAACAGAGUGACCAUUGAUAGCAAUAAUUUAUUCAUGUCUCUGAUGGAACAAGUGAAGAAUUCAUUUAUAGAAUUGCUAGACCAAAAAAUAACCAUGACUUAUUUUGAUCCUAGUUUUGGGGACAUGGAUAUCAAGAAUGAUCAUGAUGUGAAAGAUUGUCUCGAACUCUUCCAAGAUUCAUCCUUUGAAACCAAGAACAAAUGUAUCAAACUUUCAGUGGCCAAUCAAUCUCAGCAAUUGUCCUAUCAUUCAACAAGUUCUUCCAACAACUCGAGUAACUACCCUGAAAGCAGUGAAUCGUUCCAGAACCAUGAAAUGAAAGGAUCAGAUAUUGACAACUCUUUUUCAUCACAAAGCUCGAGUUCAGCAUUACCAAGUUCAAGCUUUGGACUUUACUCUGAAAAGAACGACAAAGCUCAACCAUCUUCUUCAUCAAGGAACCAAGGCGGAUUUGGAAAUGUGUAUCAAGUGGUUGAUAUGAAAACAAAAAAAUCCAAAGCAUUGAAACAACUCCAAGUUGACAACCCUUCGAAUCUAAACGACGCAUUUAAGGAAGCGUUGACCAUGGCAAAAAUGUCACAUCCAAAUAUUGUUCAAAUUUAUGAUGCAUUUAUUCCCAAUAUUACUUCACGUGUGUGCAUUGAAAUGGAAUUGAUGCAAGGAAGUUUAAGGUCACUUUUCAUUGAUAAGAAAAUUAGGUUAUCAGAGACCAUGUUGAGACAAUUAACACAACAAGUAUGUGAAGCGUUGGAUUGGAUGUUUACCCAACACGGAGUUUUGCAUCGUGAUAUGUUUGCAUUGGGAGUGACUUUAUUUCAAUUAAUGUCCAUGAACACGACCAGUGUUUUAUCUCAAUAUUAUGAAAUGGGAGGAAAUGACAUUGAAAAAUUUAUUUUGAUGAAAAUUCCUCAAACCAAUCCAUACUCUUCAGAAUUUGUUGAACUCGUUGCAAACAUGUUGAAUUUGAAUCCACUGGAAAGAAUUCGACCAAAACUAGUGAUAUCUAAACUGAUGCAACAUCAUCCCUUCUCAAACUAA